AUGCCCAACUUGUUUCAGAGACACAAGAAACCAUCGGGUGAACACAACUUCCAGCAGAUUGAUGAUCCAGUCAAAGUUCCUCCUCCGCAUUCCUUAUCAAUGAAUCCAACUCCAAUCAAGUAUGGAAACGAUCCGCAGAAUUCCUCCAGAUAUCAAGCAAAUCCAUACUAUAAUCCUCCGCCUACUGGAGGUCCACAAUAUUCGGGAGGAAGCAGUCAGUCUUCUAGGGAAAUUGUCAAUCAAUCAAACUCCUACAGAGGUUAUUCUUCGGAGGACAGCGUGUAUGGCUCUCAAAUGGAUCGUGGACGUGGUACCUUUGACAGGCUAGAUCAAUCCAAACCUCCAUCGAAUUUCCAGCAACCCAGCUACAACGGGGACUACCCUAGGGAAGACGCUUUUCAACAAGGUAGUGUAGGAUAUCCUCAACCGCAAGAAGCAAGACAUCAGCCUCGAAAGCUUAACUCUCAGCAAAUCCAUCAGCGUAUCAUCCAGCAAAAGUUGCAAAACCUACCUGUUCUCCCUUCUCAUUUAGACUCUCGAUCAAGCGAUCAGAGUAGUAACAAACAAGACGGGAGUUAUGGAAGGAACCAACAAAAUGAUGAUACGGACUGGAUUAAUCGACAAAGGGCUUAUGAGCAGCAGAACCAGGAAAAGUUCAACAACGAUAGGAUUAAUCGAGAAAGAAUGAUUCAAGAGCGCAAUAGGCAGGAAAGGCUUAACCAACAACGAAUUAAUGAAGAGAGAAAUAAUGAAGAAAGAAUCAGAUAUGAAAUGCUUGACCAAGAGAGAGUUAGACAGGAGAAAAUAAAUCAAGAGAGGAUUAGACAGGAGACAAUCAACCAAGAGAGAAUCAGACAGGAAAAGAUUAACCAAGAAAGAAUCAGGCAGGAGAAAAUCAACCAAGAAAGAAUUAACCUAGAGAGAAUUCAGAAAAGAGAACGAGAUCUCAAAGAACUCCAGGAUCGCCAAAUGAGAGAACAGAAAGAGUUACAAGAACGCCAACGAAAGGAACUAGAACUCAAAGCCCUGGAGUAUGAAAUGGUACAAGAUCCAGUAGCGACUUCAAAAUCCAUGUAUCCAGUGGACGAUGACAAUGAUGAUCUACAAACUAUGGAAGCCACACCUUACGGAGAUGAUAUUUCACAACAAAGAUCACAACUUCGUAGAGAACUUACACACAGACGACUUAAACAACAUCCCCCUCUAACUGCAGCAGAUGUUGCUCCCCCUGCCCUCCCGUACAAAGGCGAGAUUCCAUCGUCUCAUACUUUGGAAGAUUUGUCAAAAUAUCCGGAGCCGAUAGAUUUUGCUGUGGACUCAGCAGAAGACUUGAGGAGUGCUUCAAUUACAGAUCAGAGUAUCGAUAGGCGGUAUAACGAAAAGGGAUUAGGUCCGGUUCACUCUCAUAAAAGGAUACCUCCGCCUUCUUUGGGGGUCACAUCUUCUUCUACAUCCCUUCCAAGACCAACGAAUAGCGCAAACAGUCACACACAGUAUGAAAUUGAACAGAUAGAAAAACAACGAAAACAGCUACAGGAUAUUCAAUUGCAGGAUGUAAAACACGCACCUACGAAACCUACUAAAUCAUACACCGACGAAGUAGCUAAAGAACUGGAUAAUCGAGGAAUUCAUACCCCAUCCAGGGUUCAAUAUGAUGCUCCUAGUUCGAUACGGCAGGCCGAACGUCUGUCAAUAUCUUCCAAGUUAUCAGUAUUACGAAAUCCUCGUCUAUCACCCCCAGAAAUUGUGGGUGAGUUUAGAAAGGUCGAGGAAAGAGCUAGACAAAACCCAGCAAAUCCACAAUUUCAGUUUGAAUAUGCCAGAUCUUAUCUUGAAUGUUGUUUAAAUCCAACCUUCUUGAACAACGUUUUGCCUGACUUUAGGGUGAGACCGCGUCCUGCCAGUUUGAAAGAACUCAAAAAGACCAAAUCGACUAUGGUUCAAUUGGCAAUUGCACGCUUCAAAAGUAUCAGUAAGACAUUUCCUAACCGAACAGACUCGGAACUAUUUUUGGGCUAUCUUUACUCCGGUGCAAUUUUCAAAGGUACAAUUUCUGAAGAUUAUGGAAAAUCUUUUGAUUACUAUGCCUUGGCCGCUUUGCAAGGAGAAAGUUUAAAUGCCCUAUACAGGUUGGCGUGCUGCUACGAAUUUGGAGUCGGGUCUCAAAGAGACGUAGGCAGAGCUCUACAUUUUUAUAAGAAGGCAGCUGAAUUUGGAGAUGUUAAUUCCAUGUGCAAACUGGGUUUAGUGUAUCUCAAGGGGCUAUUAGCUCAACCCAGAGAUGUCGGAAGGGCUUUAGAAUAUCUAUUUAAAGCCGCCGAUAUCGAUAACCAAUACUUUCAAUCAUUGAAAAGACAACAGGUUCAGAGGGAAGCAGAUUCUCUAGACCUCGAAUACAAGGAUACUGGAGCUUCAUUGUACAUGGUUGCUAAGUUAUAUGAACGUGAUCUUUCCUCAUUGGGUUACGGAAAUAGUCCCAAACAUGUUAGAGAGAGCAGAGAGGUGUUCGAAGGUCUAAAUCAACAAAACCUACAACAAGAUUUUGCCAAAGCCUAUAAUAAUUAUCUGAGAAGCGCACAACUAGGAUACCCCAAGGCACAAACCUACUUAGGACACAGCUUUGAAUUUGGAAACCUUGGGCUGAAGAAAGACCCUAAGAAAUCGAUCUAUUGGUACAGUAAAGCUGCCAGUCAAGGUGACUGCCAAGCGGCUAUCGGACUUAGUGGAUGGUAUUUGACAGGAUUUUCCGGGGUUCUCCAGCAAAGUGACGAACAGGCUUUCCUGUGGGCUCGUAAGGCCUGUGAAGAGAGUAUUCCGAAGGCCCAAUAUGCAAUGGGCCGAUUUUUGGAGUAUGGGAUCGGAACGUCUGUCAAUAUGGAUGAGGCUCGAAGGUGGUACCAGAGAGCGGCUACACAAGGAUAUGGAAAGGCUGUCCAGAGGCUAAAAGAGAUUUCAUAA
This is a messenger RNA of Komagataella phaffii GS115, 2958 nucleotides long. RefSeq lists its product as uncharacterized. The transcript has a single exon. The record is from RefSeq and is a predicted model, not a curated record. Gene Ontology annotation, molecular function: protein binding. Lineage: Eukaryota; Fungi; Ascomycota; Pichiomycetes; Pichiales; Pichiaceae. Bases 1 to 2958 code for a protein of 985 amino acids.